AUGGAUUGCCUGCAUCUAGUAUUCCUCUUUUCCUUGAUCUUAUUGUCAAACACCAAUAAAGCAGAUGAUUCAGAUCAAGAGGCUAUAACUUGGCACAUCAAGGAAAUACCUCACAUAGUUGCUUCAGAUGUUGUCCAUCUCAACAGCCCAAAGUUUGAAGCAGAACCAAAUCUACAACUCCAUGGAACCUGUGGUAUUGAAUGCCAGAAGAAGUUGCCACCACCUACUCUACAUGAUCUUGAAAAUUAUUUGUCUUUUGAAAGUCUGUAUGACAAUGGUACACGCACCAUGACAAAAGUAAACAUCCAAACCUGGCUUUCUGGAGAUCUCAAUCAGAGCAAUGUAUCCAUAAAACACAACAUGCGUAAAAAGAGACAAGUUUAUGGCACAGACAGUAGGUUCAGUAUAUCAGACAAACAUUUUAUGACCAACUACCCCUUUAGUACUGCGGUUAAACUAUCUUCCGGCUGCAGUGGCAUCCUUAUUUCACCAAAACAUGUUCUAACAGCUGCCCAUUGUGUACAUGAUGGCACUGAUUAUGUUAAAAAUUCCCAAAAAUUACGUGUUGGGAUUCUUAAAAUUAGGACAAGGAGAGGUGGCAAAAGAAGUAGGGGAUCAAAGAAAAACAAAGGAGAUACCUCUGAUGAUGUUAGUGCAACUAAGGAUGGUAAAAAAACAAAGAAGAAAGUCCAUACAAAAAAGGUCAGCAGCAGAUAUAGACCAGAAAAGCACAAGCUCUGGGAAAGAAAAAGGCUCCAGCCCUGGAAAGCCUUCCUUCCAGUGGACAAGAGUAAAAGCCAUUAA
Molecule: messenger RNA, 804 nt
Organism: Staurois parvus
Lineage: Eukaryota; Metazoa; Chordata; Amphibia; Anura; Ranidae
Source: the annotation of a GenBank genome assembly